Molecule: messenger RNA, 549 nt
Organism: Linum tenue
Lineage: Eukaryota; Viridiplantae; Streptophyta; Magnoliopsida; Malpighiales; Linaceae
Source: the annotation of a GenBank genome assembly
GAUCCAUCUGCAGCAAUGAACGCGGCCAACUCCCUCGCUUCUUCUGUUUCGCUUGAAGAUCACAGCAACCACGCCGGCAGCGAUUCAGACACCAGCGUCGAUGAGGUACCGGAGUAUUACCAGCCGAUCUCGCACGCCGACGAGAAUGACGAAGAAGAGGAAGACGAAUCUGCCGACCAUGCGAAUCACGCCCCUAAUUCGGGAAUCCUCGAGAACGGCCAUUGUUUCGCUCACGAAGCGCAGAGCUGGAUCUCAUCUCUCCAUCUCAACGGCGUGAAGAGCGACGAAGACGACGAAAAUCAAGUGGUGGAGGAGGAGGGAGAGAUGGAGAUGGUGGUGGCAGAGUCGUCCAAUUCGACGGUGGUUCAAGCUAUCAGGGAAGACGAGAACCGACGGAAUGCGCCGUUGACACCGGAGAACGCUACUAGAGUCAUGGAGGCAAUGCGUGGGAUCUCCUUCGUAGGUUCAGCUCCUGAUUGGGCCGGAGAAAUUCCUGAAACUCAGUGGAUUGAUCGCCUCAGACGGAUUAGGCAGAUGCCGCAACCUUGA